UUUUUUUUGGAAUUAGUGUCAGUUAUUUGUAAUGAUAAUACAUUUUUUGUUUGGUUUUGUUUUCAGAUCUUUUGAGAUGAAGAAGAUUUUGGGAUUUCAGUACUUUCUGCUGCUACUGAUAAUCUGGAUCUCUGCCAGCAACAGCAACCAGAUAUGUGUGUCCAACCAGACAGUCAGCUUUGUGAACCAGUUCCUAAAUAUCCAUGGUAACGGAUCACAGAUUUCUAAACAGACACUGGAGAAAAUAUUCACAGAUUUCACUGGACAGAAAAACUUUUAUGAUGAAUGUCAGAAGUCUGUGGAUAAAUCAUGUGCCAUAAACAAGUGCUUGUCAAUGGAUGAUAUUUUACAUCUCCAUGGUUACGUAGGAACAUCAGCUAUUUCUCACCAGGGAUUGGUUGAUAUUUCACCAGCUCUGUUACAUAACCACAAGAAAUGUCAGCCAUUCAUGAAAGGUGACCAUGAGAGUUCAGAGGUCUUCAGACACAAGAAACCUUCAGUUACAGCCUCCUGGGGGUUUGGAUUUCUGUUCGUUACCAUCAUCAACAUCUGCUCGCUGGCCGGGGCCGUGGUGCUACCGUUUAUGAAGAAGAAAUUCUAUGUGAAGAUUCUGAUUUUUAUGGUGGCUUUAGCCGUUGGGAGUCUGGCAGGAAGUGGCUUACUGGUCCUGAUUCCGGAGGCAUUUGGGUUUCUCCAGGAUCCCACUGGUAACCAUGACUACCUGUGGAAGGCCCUCACUGUGGGGGGCGGGGUUUAUCUCUUUUUCCUAAUCGAAAGAAUUCUAAAAAUAGUUCUCCAAGUCAGAAAGAGAAAACCAGCCCGAGCUCACUACUCAGACGCUCAAACAGACUCCAACGAGUUCGACAAGCCGUUUCUUCCAGAGAGAGAAAAAGACGCAGACGGCAGUAAUACGUACGUAGUACACAACAAGAGUAGUGGGGCCACCAUAAAGACCCAGACACCGACCACGGACCGACAGAAGUACAGUGACACCUCGACCCUACCCACAGACUCACUCAAACACUCGACUGAGUCCAGACAGGAACUCAAGGCCAGCUUCUUCCAGGGCAGUCAGGACACCCUGUGUACUCUGUCUAAAGAUAAGGACAGCAAAGUGGAGAAUGGAAGUUCCUCCAGCGAAGAUGAACCGGUCAUCAUCCAGCAGGAGCGAGGAGAAGUCAAGACCAUCGCAUGGAUGAUCAUAUUUGGAGACGGACUCCACAACUUUCUGGAUGGGCUGUCGAUUGGAGCUGCCUUCACGGACAGUAUCUUUGCCGGGAUGAGUAUAUCGCUGGCCGUUAUAUGUGAGGAGCUACCUCAUGAGUUAGGUGACUUUGCUAUCCUGUUGAACUCAGGGAUGACGGUAAAGAAGGCGCUGAUGUACAACUUCCUGUCAGCCUGCAUGUGUUACCUGGGGCUGGUCCUGGGUCUGAUCGUCGGCGCUAACACCACCGCUCACACCUGGAUCUUUGCCAUCGCCGGCGGGAUGUUCCUCUACAUCUCUCUGGUCGACAUGAUGCCGGAGAUGAACAGUGCAGCAGAGAACGAGGAAUACCGUAAGAUGUUUGGGACGGCCUGGAUCUUCGUUGUUCAGAAUGUGGGCAUGCUCUUUGGGUUCGGGGUCAUAUUCAUCAUGGCGCUGUAUGGAAGCCAGAUCAAUAUAGGAGACUAACGCCUAGGAUUGAGGGUCCAUUUCUACUUGGUGCCAAGAAUGGCCUGGCAUUCAAGCUGAUGCAUUUUCUUGUUGUAUCAUAACAUUCAUAUCAUUCAAUACACAUGUUAUACAGGGUUUUAAAAGACCAGAAUUAAUUGAUAUAAGUCUUUUCAUGUACAAGUUAGCAAUUGAGAUGUGCAUUGAUGAGUACAUGGCUGUGAUCGUACAAACCUGAGACAUUCAAAUUGAUAUGAGAUAUGUUUAUUAAAUACUUCUUUUAUAAUCGUAGCAGACCUGAAAUAUAAAUAUUACAGGGCUGAAAUGUAAUCAUAGCUGGCCUGAGAUAGGUUACAGGACUAAGAUAUUAUCAUAGCAGGCCUGAGAUAUAAAUAUUACAGGGCUGAGAUGUAAUCAUAGCAGGCCUGAGAUAUGUUACAGGAUUAAUGUAAAAUUUGUAAGAAAGUUCAGGAAACAGUCCUGAGAAAAGUUAUUGAAGUGCUUUAGAAGAUGGUACAGUUUAUUCAGUAGUGUUAGCAGUGUUAAACAGAUCUUUGUUAAUCCGUAUGUCUGUCAGUAGAACUCUGAUUGAUAAAUGACCAAAGUCACGCACACAUCUCAGGGAGCUAGCCAGGUAUCAAACAUUGUAAUUCAUACAAUACAUAAAUUACUGCACACCUCUGAUGUAUAUCAUACAAUACAUAAAUUACUGCACACCUCUUGUGUAAUUCAUACAAUGUAUAACCCAUUGCACACCUCUGGUAAGUUUAAUUGUCCAAUAUGGAGAUCUCCCUUCUCAUUGUAAAGUUAAGGUUUACACACUCAUCUACAAGUGUUUUGUGAGAAGACUUUGAAGUAAACAUUUAAAGUUAUCAUUUAAGAAUGAUUUAGAAAAGAUGAAUCAUUUAAAUAAUAAUAAUUUUGUAAAGUUGAAUGUAAUUUAUUGAUGAGUGUAAAAUGUAUGUUCUAGCAUUUUUAAAGAAAUGAUUUACUUACUUUUGAUAGUAAUUAUGUUCACUGUAAAAAGCAGCUAGAUUUCAAAAUGCUGCAAAGAUUUAGUACAAAUUGUGACAUUUAUAUACAAAUAUCUAUAAAUUUUUGAUUUAGAGGUUUUGAAUGUUAUAUAUUUAUUAGUGUUACAUUAAUUUAUGAGUGUCCACUUAGCGUUAAUUUUCAAGUGUAAAAUGCUUUGAUAAAUUACUUAUAAGAUUGAUUUUAUGCAAGAACAAUGUGAAACAACUAUUCUAAACAUGAAAGCUGUUACAUUAUUACAUUUACAUAUACAUUUAUUGACAAGUGUAAGCUGUAACACUGAUCAGUUUUUGUGUGGUGUUAAUAUACAAGAACUGUAGUGUAAGUGGAUGUUUUACGAGUUUAAGCACAGAAUAUCACACCGUGACCGUAUACUUUAACAAUUCUUUAUUUGAAAAUGAUCUGUAAAAGGUUUCAGAUUCAUGUAAUGUAAUUGCUAUAUAUUGAAAUAUGUCCUCAACAAUGAUAAACUUGGUGUAUUAAUCUAACGUUAACUCUUCAAAUGGAUGAGUUAUUAAUGGGAAAAGUAUUUAUUCAGCAUGGCUCUUUUAAUAGAAGAAUAAUAUCAUUUGUAUAAGUAGAGUGUGUUUAAUGUUUCCUCAACAACAGCUGUGUUGACAGUGUGAUAUUAUUAUUGUUAUUAUAAGGUUACUUAAUGAUCUGACCCUAUUUAUUUAUGAUAUAACAUUAUACUUCCUCCACUGUUUCUAUUGAUAAGAACAAAAGUUCUUGGACUCUCUAGAUCACCAUUCUAUUGAUAAGAACAAAAGUUCUUGGACUCUCUAGAUCACCAUUCUAUUGAUAAGAACAAAAGUUCUUGGACUCUCUAGAUCACCAUUCUAUUGAUAAGAACAAAAGUUCUUGGACUCUCUAGAUCACCAUUCUAUACACAGAGUCCACAUUGUGUUACAUUAAUUCAUAUAUGUUGAUGUUGUGAAGGCCUUAUUAAUCACAUUAAGGGAUGCAUGUAUAUAUUGAUAGAUUUUAUGAUCUUGUGUAAGCUUAAUCAAGUGGACAGGAUUUCGUCUCUCGGACAAGCACUGAUCAGUGAUACCAAUUCAAUCCUUAGACAUCUCUUUAUCUGAUCUUAUGAUCCAUGCCUGUCCACAAGACAUGAUUGUAGUCAAAUUCUUCAAUCCAAGUCCUGUAUCAAUGGCUCAUUAACCUGUCCAGUUUUUGGAUUUUAUUGUUCACUUUUUCGAUUACAACGCCCUGACUGUUUGCUUCUCGACUGAUCCUUUUUUAACUUUAGCCUCUUUUUUUUUUUUUUUACAAAAAUGAAGUAUUUUCUUUUCUUUUUCAUGAGUACGACAUGUACAUGUACUUACAUUUUAUUUUUGUCAAUGAUGACAUGUUUACAAUUUAUUGAUCUGAGUGUAAAACCCCUCAUCCCAGUGCCAGUAUUCACAUACUAGACCAUGUACAUAUAUAGACCAUGUACAUUAUAUAGAAGGUGUAUAUUAUAUAGACCAUGUACAUUAUAUAGAAGGUGUACAUUAUAUAGAAGGUGUACAUUAUAUAGACCGUGUACAUUAUAUAGAACGUGUACAUUAUAUAGAACUUGUACAGAGAACAGUACUGUUGUUAAUGAACAAACUCAACAGUCACAUGGUUUGAAGGGCUUAGAUUAUUUUGUUGAUGGUUUGGGUUUAUUUUUUAUUUACCAGUAUUUUAGUGUGUUGUUUCUAGUCAGAUCAUUCGAAUACAAUGUGUACAAGUCUGUCAUCCUAGAACACUGCACAGGUCUUGUAAUCUAACUUAUAUGUACUAGGUCAUAAUAGGAGAGUUAAGUCAUUGCAUUGCUUUCAGGUUAUCCUAGUGCAGUGUUUGUAUAAGUCAUUCAAGUUAUCGAGCACAGUGUAUAAGUCAUUCAAGUCAUCUAGCACAGUGUAUAAGUCAUUCAAGUCAUCUAGUACAGUGUAUAAGUCAUUCAAGUCAUCUAGUACAGUGUAUAAGUCAUUCAAGUCAUCUAGUACAGUGUAUAAGUCGAUCAAGUCACCUAGUACAGUGUAUUUAAGUCAUUCAAGUCACCUAGUACUGCAUAUAUGAUGUUAGAGUCAUCUUGUACAGUGUAUAAAGUUGAUCAAGUCAUCCUAGCUUAGUGUGUAAGGUUGUCAAGUAAUCCAUAUACUAUGUUUAAAUCAGUCAUGAUCAAGUCAUCCUAGUACAGUGUACAAGUCUAUUAGCCCAGUACAUUGUGUACAAGUCUGGUCAUCUAAGUGGUGUAUGUAAUGUACUAUAAUGUCAGUCAUAGUGGGAGAGCAAAGUCAUCAUAAUGCAUUCAGGUUAUCCUAGUGCAUUGUUUAAGUCAUUCAAGUCAUCUGGUAUAGUGAUUUUGGCACAAAGCAGUUUCUGCUUAUUUGAGAAUUUAGUAUAUGUAUAAUUAUCAAUAAAUGAUAAAUUAGUUACUGCCAGAUUUUGUCUAUGGGGAUGACCCUUGUGAGGGCUUUAUAUGACUGGAUAAUAAUAUUAUCAGAUAAUAAUUAUCCUUUGUCAUUGAAAUUUUAAUUUUGAAUAUGACCUACACUAUAUAACUUGCUAAUCACAAUCAACUUUUGUUUGUUAUAUCAAUACCCAUUGUUAAUGGAAAUGCAUGGAUCGGGGAGGGGGGGUGUGUCUUUUUGUGUUUGAUGUUUGUUGUGUAUGUUAAACCUUUUAUAUCAAAUGCUUAUACUACUGGGCCUUUUGAAGGACAAUUAUAUACCUUAAUUAGUUUUGAAUGCAUUUGGAUCAAGUAUUGCUCCACUUGGCUAUUUUUGAGUCAGGUGAUAUACUUUGUCUUAAUUGUAAUCACAAACCAGCUUCAACAAUUGUAAAGAAAUCAUUCUCCAGUAUUUGUAAUAUAAAUUGUAUAAUAUAUAAUUUUAUAUUUACAUACAAGACAUGUUAGUAUGACGGCCAAAUAGAAUCACUUUAACAGAACUUGACUCAUUGUUGCCGCUUUGAAUUUUUUAUCAAAGCUAAAAAAAAAUUGUGUUUGGUGUCUUGUAUGUGUAUUUGUUUCCAAUGUAUAAUUAGUAAGUUUAUAUAAGUAACCUUAAAAGAUCAUGCUGUUGCCCCUGUAUUGUCCAACCCUUACACUAAUGCAUUCCAUUCUAACAGCUUUUAUUUGACUUCUCCCAGAAAAAAAAUUUUUUACUAGAACAUGUAUCCUUAUUUUGAUUCAGUUUUGGAAACAUUUACUCCAGGCUGCCAAGCAGCUUUCCUUGGAGUUACAGAGAAUCUGUCAAUUUGUUUACAUUGUGUAAAUGUAAUGCUGGAUGAAUGAUACAUUGAAUUCAAAAGAAAUAAAUCAUAAAAAAUAUAUCAUC
Molecule: messenger RNA, 5994 nt
Organism: Magallana angulata
Lineage: Eukaryota; Metazoa; Mollusca; Bivalvia; Ostreida; Ostreidae
Product: metal cation symporter ZIP14-like
Exons: 9
Coding region: 32-1672 (546 amino acids)
Biological process (GO): zinc ion import across plasma membrane; intracellular zinc ion homeostasis
Cellular component (GO): membrane
Molecular function (GO): zinc ion transmembrane transporter activity
Source: RefSeq, a predicted model, not a curated record